AUGAGACACUUCUCCACCUAUCCCAGAUUCGAUUUUGGAUCUAUACGUGAGCCCAACGAUGCCGUCGCUCUAUUUCGGAAGAUGAUGAGAACGGAGCCGCUUCCUUCUGUUAAGCUUUUCUCGAAAUUGCUGAGUGCUGUGGUGAAGCUGAAACAAUACUCUGCUGCACUUCAUCUGUUCGACAAAAUGCUUCAAAGGGAUGCUCCCAUAAAUCACUACACCUUGAGUAUUGUGAUUGAUUGCUAUUGCCGACUCAAAAGGCCUGAUUUUGGGUUUGCGAUCUUAGGCAGUUUUUUCAAGCGUGGGUACGAGCCUACUGUGGUGACCUUUACCAUUCUCAUCAAAGGGUUACUGUUGGUUGGAAGGAUCCCAGAGGCAGCUAAAGUGUUGUGGAAGCUGUCGGUCUACCGAUUAUGCGAGCCCGAUGAACAGACGUAUAGUACUAUGAUUAAUGGGAUAUGCAAAGCUGUAGGUACUCUCAAAGCGCUGGAAUUGCUCUGCGUAUUGGAAAAAGAAAAGGGAAUCUGCAAACCCGAUGUCUAUUCUUACAGUGCACUCAUUGAUGGUCUAUGCAAGGAAGGAAAGGUGGACGAUGCUCUCCAACUCUUCUCCUCUUUGGGUGAUAAGGGGAUUUCACCCGAUGUUGUGACAUAUAGUUCAAUAAUUGAGGGGUUAGGCAAUAGGAGAAGAAUGGACGAGGCCCAAGACAUUUUGAAGAAGAUGAUUGCUGAUAAGGUCUGUCCGAAUGUGGUGACAUGUAAUAUCUUUGUGACUGCUUGGUGCAAAGAUGGAAAGGUGCAAGAGGCCGAGCAUAUGUUGGUAUCUAUGAAGGAGAUUGAUGUACAACCUGACAUUUUCAUUUACGCUACAUUGAUAAAUGGGUAUUGUAUGGAAGGAAAAAUGGACGAAGCCAGACGCAUUUUCCGAUUGGCAGUAAAUUCCGGAAUCAAGCCCAAUAUCAAUUGCUACAAUAGCUUGAUGAACGGGUAUUGCAAAAAGGGCCAAGUCGAUGAAGUUUUACGACUUUUUACCAUAAUUCCCUACCAAAGGUUAGAGCGCAAUGUGAUUUCUUAUAGCAUAAUGCUAGAAGCCUUAUUUCGUGAAGGCAAAUGUGAAGACGGCUUAAAGCUAUUCAAAGAGAUGGAAGCUCAACAAGUGUCUCCUAAUAUAUGGACUUACAAUGUUCUCAUUGAGGGAUUGUGCAUUAAUAAUAAAGUUAGACAAGCUAAGGAUCUUUUCGACGAGCUUCCAUCCAAAGGUAUGCAGCCCAACGUCAUAACAUAUACUAUUCUGAUUGAUUCAUUUUGCAAAGAAGGGCAGAUGGAGGAGGCUAAGGAUCUUUUCGACGAGCUUCCAUCCAAAGGUAUGCAGCCCAGUGUCGUAACAUAUACAAUCCUUAUCGGUGCACUUUGUGAAGAAGGACAGAUAGAGGAGGCUAAGGAUUUGAUGAUGCUAAUGGUAAACAACGGUUGCGUGCCUAAUAGUGUGACGUACAAUGUUUUUGUUCAAGGUCUUCUCAAAAGGAACAAGGCUAUGAGGGUUACACCCUAG
Molecule: messenger RNA, 1551 nt
Organism: Salvia miltiorrhiza (redroot sage)
Lineage: Eukaryota; Viridiplantae; Streptophyta; Magnoliopsida; Lamiales; Lamiaceae
Product: putative pentatricopeptide repeat-containing protein At1g12700, mitochondrial
Exons: 1
Coding region: 1-1551 (516 amino acids)
Molecular function (GO): protein binding
Source: RefSeq, a predicted model, not a curated record